This is a messenger RNA of Kwoniella botswanensis, 447 nucleotides long. RefSeq lists its product as uncharacterized. The transcript is spliced from 3 exons. Lineage: Eukaryota; Fungi; Basidiomycota; Tremellomycetes; Tremellales; Cryptococcaceae. Bases 1 to 447 code for a protein of 148 amino acids. The record is from RefSeq and is a predicted model, not a curated record.
AUGUUACCAAGGUUGUACUCACCUCCUGUCAGUAGACCCGCCACGUUCGAACGGGGGAGCACGACCUGCAAGAGCAAUCCAAUAAAGGCCGAUACCCUCUCUUUGAUAUCUGGACGAUACUUCAAGUCUUCAAUCCAUCGUGUAUCAGCACCACCACCUGAUCAAAGGCAUCUGGAUCGAUUGGGAAUCCUAUUCUUCAUCAGACCCAAUAACGAUGUUCUAGUGGAAGUUGUCAAAGACAGCCCCUUAUUGAAACGUGAAGGCGUAAUAGAGUCACUUGAAGAGAGGAAAGAUCCUUUGGAUGUUGGAACAUGGGUGAAAGAGCGUCAACAGCAUAUCUUCAACAACAUUUACGAUAUUACUGAUGCGGGACAAGGCAAAGAUGGACAAGAGCGAGAUGAGCUGGAAGCCGAGGUAGCAGGGAUCAAGAUCAAAUAUUGCAAUUGA